UAGGAAUGUUUUUGACCUGCGUCUGGGUGUAUUGAUUUUCUGAAACGCCGCCCCCGCGAUUGCGCCGGGACGCCAAUUUACGUCCCGUUAGUGCCGUCGUAAGAUCACGGUGCACGUGCCUCGACAAUCGUCUCACUAUUGCUAAGUUUGCGGAAAGAAUCGAUCAUCCGGCAAAGUCGACCUUAGCAACCAGCUAACGGAGGCAGCUUUUCGCAAGGCAAGGUGCGACGAAGGAUGGUAUGAUCGGCGAGAGAGCCCGGAGCUUCGAGCGGCUGUCUGUACGAUGACGAGGACCGAGACGAGGAGGGCGGCGCUGCCGCUGCUGGGGUUGGCACUGGCGUGCUGCCUGCUGGCAGCCUCGGCGGCCAGCUACCAGGAGGACGACCUGGUGUUCGACGACGUGGGCGAGGAGACGCCGACGGCGAGUAGCGAGCAGCCCGCGACGACGAGCGAGCCCAACAGGAGGGAUCGCGGCAAGCCGUGCCCGUUCGUGCAGAGGCUGCUCGGCAUGCCCGACGCCGUCGCCCAGGUCGGCCACGUCUUCAAACUUCACGUGCCCAAACAGGCCUUCUCCGGCAGCAUCGACUACUACGAGGCACGGGGUAACAACGGCAAGGGCUUGGCGCACUGGCUGCACUGGGACGAGCCGGCCGGGGCGCUGUCGGGCGUGCCGUCUCGCAAGGACGUCGGCCGGCACCGGGUGGUCAUCAAGGCCUUCGGCAAGCACGGCGACACCGUCCAGGACUCGUUCCUCGUGCACGUGGUGCCCGAGAGCAACGAGCACUUCAAGCACAAGGACGGCAAGAAACGCUGCGCCCGGGACCAGGAGAGAACUCUGCUGACGCUCUUGGUCGACGCCAGGUACGAGAAUCUCAAGCCCUCGGCGAAGGUCAACGCACUGGAGAACCUCGCCGGAUUCCUUGGUCUACACUCGAGCUGGGUGUCGAUUCAGCCGGAGGCAGGCAAGGAUAGCAGCUGCUCGACUGCACCAGAUGCAGGCUCGUCGAUAGUCCUGUCGGGUCCAGGCAACGUAGCUCGUCGGCGAGAAAAACACUCGACGCUCGUCCAGUGGCAGGUCGGCUGCGACGGUCACUUCUGGCAGCAGCACGUCGACAGCGUGAAACUCAUCCCCGAGCAGGCUCGCGACGGCACCCUCAGCGAGGUUCUUCAGCUGCCGGUCUACAAGUGGCUGGUGCGCAGCGACUCCACGGACUACGCUCGCAACCGACGCGACACCGCGCCCGGCUCCGGCGACGGCAUGCUGCGGCCCGACGACGACGACGACGACGACGACCAGGAGUACGACGAGGACGACGAGGACUACGACGAGAACUACGACGACAACAACGAGGGCAUCACCGACUCGCCCCAGGAGACAAAGCCGCGCAAGCCCGUCAUUCGGCCCGUCGACGGAGCCAGCCCCGGCGGCCUCGACGAGCACCCCCACAGGCAUCACCACGGCGAGGACAGCAUUGCCGGCAUCCACAAUCUUGACAACGAGGACGACUUUAUCUGGAGGAACGCGGAAAUCAACAACAGCCUUUUCAACAAGACGACCACGACGCCUGCGCCAACUACAAUAGCUGUUACGAUACCGUCGUCAACCACCACAACCUCCACAACAAGCACGACUACCACCACCACUACUACUACCACCACAACAACGCCCGAGCCGUUGACCACACCUACUUCCACGACAUCUGAACCGACGACGACGCCCACCACCAACACUACCACCAGCACCACCAGCACCACGGAACAACCAUCAACGACUGAGAGCACCACGCCGACAACAACGACCACGACUGAAAUCAUUUUUAUGGAAACGUUCACUACCGAGAAUGCAACGUCAACAACUUAUGUAAAUUUGACGCGCAUUGCGACCAGUGCCUCGACUACAGCGACGAGUAACGUUACGAUCGACUCGUUGCUGACUGUAGAAGAAGACGAAGAGGAUAUCGAAGAGGAAGAAGACGACGAUGACGUCGAAGAUAACAUGAUACUGACGACUGACUUUGAUAACGAGACUGUGCCCGAUUUUACGACGACCCAUCAAUCGAAUGCAUCUGUUGGUGCGUCUGAAUCGACGCCGACAACGACGAUAACGACGACAACGACGACAACGACGACAACGACGAAUGGAGGAUAUUCAUCGCCGAGCGGGAGCGUCGUGGAGUCAGCGUCAUCGACUGCUGAGCCAAACGCUACAUCCGUAUUCUCUGCAAAUGCCACUGCAGAGGAGUAUCCGGAGCCACCAGUUGAACCAAAACAAAUUUCAACCUCAAGCUCUGCACCCUCUUGGAGCGAUAGAGUUACGGAAAGCUUCCCAGAAGAACCGAUUGAUGCUUAUGAUCCUUACGACAUUAGUAAACAUGUACCAUUCUUUAGCUCGUCCAGCUCUACACCUACGACUACAACGACGACUACGAUAACACCAGUUCCGACUACACCGACAACUACAACAACGACAACUGUGGAGCCUUCAACGACACCGCCAACAAGGCCUACCACGACAACAACGACGGAGCCUCCUUCUACUACUUCACCUAAGCCGUCUACUACCACAACUACUACUACCACUACCACAGAAGCACCUACGACUAGGGCUACUACACCGGAAAGAAUAGACUACGGUAUUCGAAACAAUGCGCCAAGAAUAGGUAGGAGAUUAAAGAGGAUACCAGUGACUCAGGGUAAAGUUCUUAGCUACGAGAUACCGGAAGAUGCUUUCAAUGAUUUCGAAGACGGCAACACGAGAAAUUUACGUCUGCAAGUUUAUGAAAAGGAUGGCAUUCCCCUCAAACCCUCCUACUGGUUGCAGUUUAAUGAGAAUACGCAAGAAAUUUAUGGCUUGCCCGACGACAAAGUUUACAGCAGUUACUUCUUCGAUGUUGUUGCUACGGAUCGUGGUGGGCUGUCGGUUAGCGAUAAGCUCGAAAUAGUGGUACAACAGCACAAGCAACAGCGUGCGUUCAAUCACGACUUCCACUUGUAUCUGAAAAUCGAUAAGAGAAAUAACUUCAGAACGAACGUUGACUGGCAACUGAAGGUAAUGAGAAGUUUAGCUGAGCUUUACGGAGAUAGUGAUUUAAGCUACAUCACCGUCAGAUCUGUCGAUAUUGAAAAUGACCAAGCAAUUUACACGUGGACGAAUGAUAGCUUAGCUAGAACAGACUCGUGUCCUCACGAAGAAAUUGAUAGACUGUACAGCCUUCUUGUUUCAAACAAGAAAACCGAGGAACCAAGUGAAGCUUUGAUAAGAGUACUGGAUCCUGAGAUAAAGGUCAAACGUGUUGUUUAUCAAGGCUUGGAACAGUGCCAGCAGUCGAAAGAAACUAACGAGAGGUGGCCUAUAGUCAGGAAUCAAAUCGAUCACUUGAAGGCACUUGUUGGAAGUCUGUACGUUCACAAAGUCAAAAAGGACACAUUCUUUGAUGAAGACGAUGGCGACACUAGCAAACUUAAAUUAUUUCUGUACACCGGUAAUAGAUCAGAUGUACCGCCCUAUGACUGGCUGCAAUUUGAUAGUAAAAAUCAAGAAUUUUACGGCGUACCGCUGAGAGAAGAUAUUGGCCGAAAAACUUACCAACUUAUUGCGAGAGACAAAGAAGGUUUGGAAGCGACGGACAGUCUAGUUGCAGAAGUCAAGUCAUUGCCAGAGGAAUUUCAGCACAAUGUUGAAAUAAAGAUGACGAUUAAUAUGCCAUACGAGACAUUUGUGCACUCAGCUCAGCACAAGCGACAAUUCAUCCAAAAAUUGGCAAAUGUGUAUGGCGAGAGAAACAUUAGCGCGAUAAACAUCCUGUCAGUUAGUGGGAACCGCGAAACAUCCGACAUCGUUUGGCGCAACUUUUCCUUACCCGAGGAAUAUUGCCCCAACGACCAGAUAACGCGAAUGCGCAGAGCAUUGGUGACAGAUGACAAGAAUUAUACAUUCGAGUUGAGCCGAGAGUUCAAAGACGAGUUUUCAAUAAUUAUGAUAAGCUUUACGCUAACGGGCGAAUGUCGCAACGUCGUUGUUGCCGGUGCUGACAUCCCAUCCAAGGGCGAUACGACCGCUAAAGGCGCCAGACAGGAAGAGUAUCUCAUCACAUUCGUACUUCCAGCGGUUAUUAUUGCUACAAUGUUGGUCCUCGCGGGAAUAAUCGCUUUCAUCUUGUACAAGCGAAGAAGAAGCGGCAAGAUGAGCGUCAGCGAGAAAGACGACGAAAGACAGAGUUUUCGUAGCAAGGGUAUACCAGUCAUCUUCCAAGACGAGCUUGACGAAAAACCAGAUCCAGGUAAUAAAUCGCCCAUAAUCUUAAAAGAGGAGAAGCCACCACUACCACCGCCGGAGUAUCAGCGCGCAGAGGACGGCGCGGACAUCCCGAUGCUGUCGAAAGAGAACUCGGAGGAGCCGUACCAACCGCCGCCUCCGUUCGCGACGAAUCGCGACAACAAUCGCCAGAACAGACCAAAGCCCACGCCGACGUACAGGAAGCCACCUCCGUACGUGCCGCCCUAACAAAGCAAUCACUUCAACAGUGCAGCCGUCGCCGCCGCGGCUGUGAAUUCGCCCACACGCAAGUACAUGCUAGCGAUGCUCGGCGACUCGCCCAACCACGUGCAACAUCAGACGGUGGUCGCGAGAUUCAAGGGCCAAUUCAACAACGGCUUUCGCGAUUCUCGUCUCGUUCGGUAGACUCUCGCUGCUCUACCCGACUCACUCGGGUCUAGUGCACGACGACUACUUGCUUUAAACUCGAACACUUGGCGACCGAAAUUUUUAUUUUAUAACCUUAGCUUCUUUUUUUGUUUUAACGCGAUAAUUACUUAAUUGUAUGCCAAGUGUGAUGCAGUUUGGUGUUCGACUCGGUCAAACUUCGCCUCACUUUUUACCCUUAAUUUGGCUCUCGUGCAACUUCAGUUCUUGCCGAAACAAGGGUAAUUACUUUUUAGACAUGUUAAAGUAUCGUGAUAAGCAGAUUUUAUCCGACUGGCUUACGUACAUUGGCGAAUGUACGUAUGAUUAUGUCAAUUUUUUUAUACGAAAACAGCUUGGAGAAAAUAUGUAUUGUCUUUUACAUAUUGGUUUUUUAAAUCGAGCUUGUAAAUUGUAAAUAUUUUUUAUUCCAUGAUCCUAUAAAUUAAAAAAAUUCAUUUUUCGUAUUGUGCGAGAGCCUGAUCGAUGUAUUAUAAAAUUUUUAUAUCUCUUUUAAUCAAUUUAUCAAGGUUUCAUUAAAUAUUCCUUUUACACUUCAAUACGCACACACUUGAACAAAGUAGAGAGAAAAAACUUAUUGAAACUUGUCGAUCACGCGUUGCCUUUUGUAACGAACUUCGCGUUAAUAGUGUAGAGAAAAAAAAGUGAAGCUGAUUGCUCUCAUAUCGAAGAAAACUCGUCUAUCGAGAAGCUUGAGUGAAAGAACUACAAAUAGCAGGGGUAGAAAACAAAACGGUAGUGUUACGAAAAGUAAACUUUUUAACGAUUUCAAUGAUACUCGAUUGAAAAAAAAAGAUAUAUUUCACAGUAAUCAGUGCCAUUUUAUUAAGCAAUAAGCUCACCUAAUUGUGAAUGCUAAUUUUUACAUGGGUUUCUUACACCAAAUUUUUUCAAUCGACCGAUUGACAGACUCGCUUUGUAUCGAGCCUUCUAAUAACCAUAGACUGUAACGUACUUCAUGAAAGAUGACAUAGCACUGCCACUACGAAGGUUUAUUAUCUUCGGUUGAAAGUCUUACGUAUUUGUCCGUCAAGGAAUUCCAAAUGUGGAUACAAAAUAGGACUGUGAAUCAAUUGCGUAUCACAUAUUGAGCUUUUGCGGGCUACUUAUUAAUAAAAGUUUUAUCAAUGCUUCCAUUGGCGAAUAGGUAUGCCAAUAUUAAACGAUGUAAAGGCACCACGAAUAAAGAUUGUAAAACCGAUGACCGUUCGUGAAAUAUGAACAUAUAACUGCGUAAUACGUAUACAGUACAUAUUUAAUAAAUGUUAUAUUGAUUCGUCGUUUGAUACUCUCUUGUCAAUAGUUACAUUUGUAAUAGAGUUGUUUAAAUGUACUGCUUAAUUAACUUCGGAGCAUUUACGUUUAAGAAACUUAAUUGUGAAGAUGAUGUUAUAAUCCUUUUAUCAUGUGUACCCUUAAGUUUUUUAUCUUAUUUUAAAAUAAAAAGCAAUGGAUCACCGUCGUAAAGAAAACACAACAUUGUAAUCUUUUAUCAGAUAUGAAAUAUUAUAUACAGAGCUUUAACUGCAACACUUUUGUAAACUAACGCGCACUAUAAUAACUACAAAACUAUUUAAUUUUAAUACUUACACACCUAGUUACCAAGCCAAAACUUGACUUAUUAUAUAACAGGAAGAAGUUAUAGAGACAUAAGAAGAAUAAUAUUUAAACAGGUUGACCUCUUACGGGUUCACCUUAAGCAUAGUACUUGUCGAGAAAUUUUUCGAAAUAUUUUUAUUUUUAUCAGUAACAUAGAAGUGUAAAAAACUACGAUCGAAUUGAUAGAAACGAAUUUUUCAUUCUUUAGAAGAGUGACAAUAUAUGCCGUAUUCUUUUUUUAAAUUUGACGCGCGCAACAACUUUACAAUUUGAUAUUUUUCAAAGAAAAACGAUAAUAAUUACGUAGAUGAUAGAUAAGAAAUCGUGCGAAUGAUGAUAAUUUUCAUUUGUCUUGUGUACGUGAAAAAUUACACGAUAUUAAUAAUAAAAUUCAAGUGAAUGUUCAUUAUGUUAGAAAAGAAAAAGAUGACGAAAGAAAGCUAGUUUUUAAAAUAUAACACCAACGUCAAGCUACGUUGUUGCAUAACUUUUAGCAAUUAAGUCUACCAGCGAUCAUCGUAAAUGUGUGUAAUAGACAGUUUCAUUUUCACCGACACAUGUGGUCUCAAACAUCAAGAAUUGUGCUGGAAGAUAUAUGUGAAUAAAAGAAUGUUCCUCGUUGUUUGAGAGACCAAUUGUCAAUUUCAACAAGCACGUGUGUCCAUCUUACAAAAUUCAACCGAAUUGUCGAUAAUUGUUUUAUACUAAACUAUUUCAAGUUACGUACAAUAAUUAUUAUAUCUUAGUUUUCUCAUAAUUUUCUUGCUUUUUGCGAUCUUCAUUAGUUGUGUUGCUGCAUGAGCCAGAGGUGAUUGAAACACCUCAAUUCAUAGUAUACUUUGAGUGUAAUGUUGUCAAGCUCAAGAUAAUGCGACUUUAAGAUUUAUAAUAAAUGAAAGCUUAAAAAAUAAAUAUAAAUAUGGUAUACUUGGAAACAAUUUUCUCAUAUCACGCUUAACUCAUAUCGUUGCUCAGUGCGUAUCCGUCAGACUGCCAGACAAAAAACGAAAUUUUGUAUAAUACAUACGUGUGUACUAUGUUUAUAAAAUAAGUAGUAGAGAUAAAGGAGACUAACAGAAAAGAAGAAUUUGUGGGAAUUCCACAUGGGACCGAAGUUGAGAAGAAUAUAUGAAAAAAAGUGGAAAUCGGUAUUUAAAAAUGUUGCAACUAUGGGUAGUUGAAAAACGAAUGAGAUGGUACAAUUAUUUUUCAUUCGUAUUAAGUAUAUUAAAAGUAAAUCAGGGAGUGAAAUUGGAAACGUGAUAUUAACGUUUGCAUUUAGAAUGAGAGGACGCAAAAAAGGAAAAAAUAUAUAUUCGUAAUUAUGAAAGUGUAAAUAAGUGAACUAAAGAAAUUUCCAAAACAAUAACGUAUCUUGUGAUUUAUCGUGACUAAAAUAGUUUAUUUUUUUACUGUACGAAGUCCUUGAUCAUGUUUCAUUGUUAUGCCAGAAACGGUUUGUUAUCAACGAAUAUCAAUGAAAUUGUUGCAUGCAAGAAAUAAGCAACGGUGAUUCGAACUCACUUGCUACGAAUAUCGUUCUUUUGGGUAAGCGAAAGCCAAUUACCGCACCGAAUUCACUCCCUGACGCAAGAAGUAUGAGUAAUAAUAACAAUAAUAAUCUAACAAGUUAAAAACAUGUGUUACGUACUGAAUAAGCCACUCAUCAGGCAGGCGCCACGAUCAGGGACUUGAAGUUCCAAUAGUGACUUGUAGGUUCAUUCGCAAUUGCCUGGAAUUCAGUGAAGCUUGUUUAUUUCAGCUCUCGUAAGUCGUAAGGCUUUGUUAUCUGUCUCAUAAAUUAUAAUAAGCAUACUCUCGUGCACAUACUAAACAUGUUGGUUCUCGUACUGAGAUAAUAUAUCAUAUACAGACACUGGCGCGUUUGGUCUAUUUUCCUCUUGGCGGCGCAUGCCGAGUAGACGAGUCGAGCGAAAAGCCGACAGCGGGAACAUGUACAUAAUUUCAUUGCAAGUGUGCAGAGUCAUGCAUAGAACAACCUGCGCUAUGCAUGCGUGGCUUUGCAUACUGGAAAGCUUGUUCCAAAAAAUUCUACACUCGAGUCGUCUGAUCCACAUGUGUUUUCCAGCAUCUUCGCAUCAACUCUUUCACGAUUCUAUAUCGAUACGUUGUCAGUAAUACACUCAAGCGAAACAUUAAAAGGAAAAUCGAAUAAAUAAAAAUUAAAAAUAUAUACAUAAGUGUACACGAGUACUAUAGACUUGACAAGCAUAAAUAUAUACACACACACACAAGCCGACAGUGUAUAAGACAAGGGUUAAUAAAGUCA
Phymastichus coffea is the source of this 8591-nucleotide messenger RNA. RefSeq names its product dystroglycan 1-like. The transcript is spliced from 16 exons. Gene Ontology annotation, molecular function: laminin binding; calcium ion binding. The coding region runs from base 284 to 4504 and encodes 1406 amino acids. Gene Ontology annotation, biological process: axon guidance; nerve development; muscle attachment. The record is from RefSeq and is a predicted model, not a curated record. Gene Ontology annotation, cellular component: sarcolemma; dystrophin-associated glycoprotein complex; dystroglycan complex. NCBI's taxonomy places the organism in Eukaryota, Metazoa, Arthropoda, Insecta, Hymenoptera, Eulophidae.